Onychostoma macrolepis is the source of this 472-nucleotide messenger RNA. RefSeq names its product microtubule-associated protein RP/EB family member 3-like. NCBI's taxonomy places the organism in Eukaryota, Metazoa, Chordata, Actinopteri, Cypriniformes, Cyprinidae. The transcript has 3 exons. The record is from RefSeq and is a predicted model, not a curated record. Gene Ontology annotation, molecular function: microtubule plus-end binding. Bases 56 to 472 code for a protein of 138 amino acids. Gene Ontology annotation, biological process: protein localization to microtubule plus-end; spindle assembly; regulation of microtubule polymerization or depolymerization. Gene Ontology annotation, cellular component: spindle midzone; microtubule organizing center; cytoplasmic microtubule.
CGCUUUCACUGCAGGCCCGUGUGCGCGCACGCACGCUUCAGGCCCGGGGUGACGCAUGCGUGCGCGUUCAGGACGGAGUUUGGUGGGCGCGCGUGUUAUUACGCGCUGCGUUUCCAGAGACGCCGAUUACAGAGCGAGACUGCGCAGUGUUAACAGCAGCGGGACAGAUUCACCUCAACCCUGUGGGAUGGCGGUAAACGUUUACUCCACAUCGAUGACCAUCGAGAACCUGAGCAGACAUGACAUGCUGGCCUGGGUCAACGACUCUCUGCAGCUCACCUACACCAAGAUCGAGCAGCUGUGCUCAGGUGCGGCGUACUGUCAUUUCAUGGACAUGCUGUUCCCCGGCUGUAUCCUGCUGAAGAGAGUGAAGUUCCAGGCCAAACUGGAGCACGAGUUCAUCCACAACUUCAAAGUGCUGCAGACGGCCUUCGCGGAUGAGCGUGGACAAGGUGAGACGACAACGCCUUAG